AUGCGAAUGAUUCGCGAGGACCAUCGGCCUUUCUAUCUCCUGGCAAUACAGGAGUGGACAGCCCGGAUGUGCCCCACCAGUGGAGAGGAUAACACUGCCAAGGGCCAUUCGAAAGCAGCGCCGUUGCUGUGCAUUCCCUCGCGGCAUCCUCUGCUAUUCACAUGGGUUCGGGAGCCUACAUGCAUAAACGAUGACAUUUUGUGCCGAUUGUCAGAUGGGAAACGAUCUUCGUGGAGAAAUUUAGCCAAAAUGUUGAUGUAA
Molecule: messenger RNA, 261 nt
Organism: Cladocopium goreaui
Lineage: Eukaryota; Dinophyceae; Suessiales; Symbiodiniaceae
Source: the annotation of a GenBank genome assembly